Epinephelus fuscoguttatus (brown-marbled grouper) is the source of this 5504-nucleotide messenger RNA. It is a transcript of the gene zbtb40, whose product is annotated as zinc finger and BTB domain containing 40. Bases 157 to 2727 code for a protein of 856 amino acids. The record is from RefSeq and is a predicted model, not a curated record. The transcript has 12 exons. Gene Ontology annotation, cellular component: nucleus. Gene Ontology annotation, biological process: regulation of transcription by RNA polymerase II. NCBI's taxonomy places the organism in Eukaryota, Metazoa, Chordata, Actinopteri, Perciformes, Serranidae. Gene Ontology annotation, molecular function: DNA-binding transcription factor activity, RNA polymerase II-specific; protein binding; RNA polymerase II cis-regulatory region sequence-specific DNA binding.
CAAAACCUGCACAGUAACAUUACAUAAGCACAGUUUGAAGUGAGACCCCUGACCACCUCCCCCUCCCCCUGCUGUAACUACAGUAACGUUAUAUGGAAGCUGGUAGCAUGCAGAUAAGAGAGCAGAACAUUCUGCCCCUCCAGACCAUCAGACAAAAUGAUGGAGCUACCCAACUACAGCAGCCAGCUGAUGCAGCAGCUGUGGGCGCUGAGGAAAGAAGGCCACUUCUGUGACUGCACCAUCCUGGUGGGAGACAGCCCUCACCGCGCACAUAAACUGGUACUGGCCGCCUCCAGCAUGCUCUUCAGGUCUCUCCUGGAUGGCUCCGACACCAUCUCCAUUGACACGACCAUGGUUUCCUCGCAGGAGUUUGGCUGUCUGCUGGACAUGGUCUACACUGGCAAGCUGCCUCUCGGCAAACACAAUGUCAGCCGCAUUGUCGCCGCUGCAGACAGCCUGCAGAUGUUCGAUGUGGCUGUCGGAUUCAAAAACGUCCUCACCAGCCUUGUGAACCAGCAACCUGCAGUCCCAGUCCUUUCUACACAGACUCCGAGUCUCACAGCGAUCAACAAAGCACAGAGUACAAACCCUGAAGGUUCAGUUUCACCAAACAGGGACGACUUGACUUUAGACAAAACGGAGAUUAAGCCUGAGCUGAAGAAGGAACACAGUCAAAAUGGGUGUAAAGAUGCAGAGGAACCAGCAUGUAAGAGAACCUGUGUGGAGCUCUCUCAGUCCUCAGAGCCUGAAGAAUCCCAAUCCUCAGAGAGGGUAGUGGAAGAGAACAAUACAACAGCAGCCGAGGUAUCGAAUGGGCCUGUGUCAGCGGCUGGUCUUCUGGAACAUUCCUCUGAGCUUGUGGAGCUCCUCACCAACAUGUCAUCUGUCCUGGAGCUGCUGAGCCAGGCAGCACAGAAACACCUGGAUGAACAGGAGAGACAGAUUGUGUGUCAGUGCUGUGAGGAGGCAGAUCCCAGCUCAGCGCUGAAGAACCUGAUGAGCAGGGUGAAGGAGGGGCAGCUCAGCGAGGAAGCGCUUCUCAGUCUGCUCCGGACUGUUCAACAGAAAGCUCCUAACUCCUUCCCUACACCACUGCUCUCUUUGGUGGAAGAGGUGGAGAAGAACACACAGGAGCCAGAAAGAGACCAAACUGAAGUUGACUCAGAAAAGCAGGACAGUAGUGGAAGUGAAGAAAAGCAGGAGGAAGAGGAAGAGGAAGAAACCAUUAAGGAGGAGACUGAAGAGGACGACAAAGUCAAAACUGCUACGACAGACUCUUCCUCCCCCUCCAAGCCUUACUCUUGUCGCUGGUGUAAGAGGGGUUUUGCCUACAAGUGUCGAAUGCUGGCCCACAUAAAGCGCUGCCCCAUGUCCCAGGAGUGUGAGCAGCAGUGCCCGGAGUGCCCGGAGAAGCUGGCCAACCAGCGAGCCCUGCAGCGGCAUCGGGCCGAGGCUCACCGCAACACCACGCGAGUGAAGAAGAAGGUGGCCUGUGACCUCUGUGGGCGAACCUUUGCUCACCCAUCAGGCAUGAUUUACCACAAGCGCACAGAGCACUUUGAAGAGAAACCGUUUGCUUGCGAGGACUGCGGCGCAAAGUUCGGUGCCAACUCGUCUCUGAAGAACCACAUGAGGCUGCACACGGGAGAGAAGCCUUACCACUGCAAACACUGUGACAUGAGCUUCAGCGUGGCCGCUGCGCUUGCAUACCACACCAAGAAGAAACACUCUGAGGGAAAGAUGUAUGUGUGUCAGUAUUGUAAGGCCGUCUUCGCCCAGUCCAUUGAACUGACCCGUCACGUGCGAACACACACUGGUGAUCGGCCUUAUGUGUGCCGAGAAUGUGGCAAAGGUUACAGCCAAGCCAGCGGACUCACCGUCCACCUGCACACCUUCCACAAUUUGUCGGAGCCUCAUGACUGUCAGAAGUGUUGUCUCAGCUUCGCCUCAUUGGAGGAGCAUCGCCAGCACAUCCAAGAGUUUCACCCAAAAGAGUUCCACAAAUGUCCCACCUGUAAUAAGGUGUUCACCAGCGCCGCCCUGCUGGAAAAACACAAGGGCACACACACUGGAAGCAAGCCCUUCAGCUGCGACCUCUGCAACAAGUCUUACCAGCAACUGUCAGGCUUGUGGUACCACAACAGAACCAACCACCCUGAUGUGUUUGCUAACCACACACGGCAGCUCAAGACCCUGGUUCAGUGUGACGUCUGCUUUAAGUUCUUUCCCAGUGCUGCCACUGUGGCCAAACACCAGGCUGCUGAGCACCAAGGCUCAGCAGCGUCCGCGUUGCAUUGUCAGUACUGCCCGGCUGUGCUGGGCGGGGAGGAGGAGAUGCAGGAGCACGUCAGCAGCCAGCAUGUCAGCCAGAGCAGUGAGGGGUUCAGCUGCCCCCUCUGCUCCCUGGUCUGCUCCUCCCAGCUGGAGCUGCAGGAGCACCUGCUCGCCUGCCACGUGGAGGCCCAGGAGGAGCAGGAGGUCAGAGAGGAGCAGGCCUCCACCUCCCACACAGUGAUUGCAGCAGAUCCAACAGGCAGUGAGGAGGCGGAGUCAAUGAUCUCUGAGGAGCAGGCACAGCUGGCAGCUGCCCAGCAGGUGUUUGUGGCUCUGUCAGGUGGACAAGAGGGUGCAUCAUCAGCGGAGGUGGUGGAGGUCAACAUGUAUGACCUUCUGAACAGCUCAGUCGCCUUCAUCUGUGAGGACAAACCUCCAGGUCCUGACUCCUAACCACAAACUUUGAACCCUUGACGAUCACUCUAGACACUGAGCAGUUUUACUGUCUCCUUUGAUCAUGGACACAGCUACAACACAGGCUAAACUGACAUCAUCCACAAGCUAAGGACUCUUUGUGGUGUGGGUUCAUAUUUAGUCCACCAAAAUCUUUUCUGUGGUAGAGCUGUUUUGAUGUUUUAAUUAAAUGUGGUGAUAAAAUGUGUUUCAUUUUAGUUUAUAUGCAGAAACCCAGGUUGGUCUGUAAGGGUCGUGCCCAAAGAGCACAGGAAGUCGCUGACCUCCCUCAGGCUGCCUCAUCUAUCUCUCCUUCAGUUACUAUACUUACCACACAACGACCCCCUGGAUACAGACUGUGCACAUUCAAUUGAAGGUGAUGGUUUAGAGUGUGAAAGUUCUUGACCUUGGAAAACAGUUGUCAUGGACAAACUGUUUACCAGCUUUUUGUUGAGCUUUUAUCCGAAAUUCUGCAAAGUGUUCGCUGAGGAAGACACUGAACACAUGUUCAAAGUGAUGGUUUGAAAGUGUGUUCAUUGAAGGAUAAGGUUUGCUGCAUUCUGUAUUUCUCAUAUAGUCAACAAAUCGGGUGUUUAGUGCUGACGGAGCACACCAAAACGACGCUUCAUUGUUUGGCACCCUAUCCCUCCCUACUCCUCUCACUCAAUACUGGACUAGUUUCAAAAAUUGUUGUUCCUAUUAGUCACUUAGAUACAGACGUGGGAAAACAGGGUACAGGUUGAAAAAUAGCAAAGUUACCCUUAAAAAGUUGCUGGCACUAGCCUUUGAGUGGCACACUGAAUUAAAUUAUGUUUCUCAGUCUCUAAUUGGCAACUAUUAACCAGUUAAGACAAAAAGGCAACGAAACAUCCUUUCAUUUUAUAGUUAUAGAUGACUUAUGUCUAUGAACUUGCCACUACAGGAACAGGUUACAUAACCUUCGAAAUGAGCUACAACUUUGUUUUGCAUGUGCACACGUGUCAUAGGUGUGCUAUGGUAUUUAAACAAAUAGCACUGCGCCCCUGCAACAAAUCCCUUGAAAAGACCAACAAAGUGUCUGUAUCUCUGACUUCACAAACAGCAGGCAAUAGUUAAUUUGUCAGUGACUAUUUCCAGCUGUGGAUUUAUCCACAUAUGCCACUCGAAUAAUGCAGUGUUUCUCAAAUGGGGUUUGCACACCCUAGGGGUACUUUGGAGAACGACAGGAGAGGUUUUUUUUAAAUAUUUAUUUAAAAAAUAUCAGUCAUGCAUAAUUCCUAAAAUAAUAUCACUACAUUGUAAGUGCAACUUAUCAAAAAAAAUGCAGUUUAAUGCAACAACAAUGCUGUCUUAGUGUAACUGCAUGAUGACAAUAACCUGCUUUGCUAUGAAUGUAAGUGACAGAUUUGAGCUGAGGUGUCUCAGUGUUUUUCACUUACAAGGUUGUUGUAUUCAGUAGAUCAGAUGCUGAUGGCACAGCCCUGUGUUGUACCUCUUCAUAUAGGCUUUUUUUUCCAACCAAAAAUGUUUAGCACUGGUCACUUAAAAAAAUAUAUUUUAAGGUGGGUACAUUACUGAAAAAAAUAGAAUCAAGAAUCACUGUUCUACUGAGUAUUUUUGUGCAACAGGGCAGUGUAUGUGGGACUGAGUCAAAAUAAACGACAGUGUGCGUGUUCAUGGUAAUGAAGGAUUUGAUGUGUUUUUAAUAGUUUUUGGACAACAACGGCGCUCUAUGGUACAAAGGAAGAAGAUAUUUUAGGCUUUGAUACACAGCAAAUACUUGUCAGCAAAUACAUUCAUUAUUGAUUUGGGUCUUUUCAUGUGAUUUGUAAACAUAGACUGGAAAAAAAUGAUGGACAUAGCCACUGUGACAUCACCCACUGGUUUGUGGACUCCUGUUUUGAAGCCUUGAGUUUGGCAUUUUAGCCGUCGCCCUCUUGUCCAAGAAGGUGGAGGUGACCUAACGUUAGCUGCUAGCUUGGUUAGCACGAUGCAUUUACAGCUAUGGUUAACUGUUAUACUACUAAUGCUAAUUUUUGCAAGCAAAAAUGGCAUCAAACCAUUCAACAAAAUGUACCUAACAGAAAAACUGGACAUCCAAUUCUGUAGGGGGUCUUUGGGUCCAACCAAGCUCUGAACAAGACUUUUUAGACCACCAAAACGUCACAACUAGCUUUCAUGAGUUGAAAGCACACUGAAAUAGCAACAGAUACGGCUAAGCCUAUAUUCUGUGAAUCUGGGGUUACUCCAUGGUUGUAUUAUCUAACCAACAUUGUCGCUGUGGUAGCGACUUGUCAACAGACUUCACCCACCUGUCACUUAAAGCGGCCACACUCUAAUUACACAUAACUUUAAGCUUUAAUAAAAUGUAAACGGAUGUGUUAUAUAAAAAUCCAUCCCCCAUACAACUGUCAUGGAUGAGGAAAUUAAUUACAGAGAUCAAAACAGUUUUUUGUACGAGGCUGUAAACAUGUUUAUUUCAGUUGUAAAGUUGGGCAUUCUAACAUGGGGGUCUAUGGGGGUUGACUCGCUCUUGGAGCUGGCCUCAAGUGGCCAUUAGAGGAACUGCAGCAUUUGGCACUCUUCAUUGGCUUCAUUUUUUAAGCCCCGGAGGUUGCUACUUGUUUGUAAAAGACAAGAAAAAUAUAUAGAAUAUUGGCAGCCUUAUCCUUGGAUUUCUGAAGCGUAAAAGUAACAUAAGGCUGCAUUGCAUUCUGGGUUGUUUUCCCACUACUGAAGGGGUAGAGGCUGGUAUCACUCUUCUAUGCUGGAAAUCUUUGAUUGUGAAAAUGACAGCU